Fusarium graminearum PH-1 is the source of this 468-nucleotide messenger RNA. RefSeq lists its product as uncharacterized. The record is from RefSeq and is a predicted model, not a curated record. The transcript has 3 exons. Lineage: Eukaryota; Fungi; Ascomycota; Sordariomycetes; Hypocreales; Nectriaceae. Bases 1 to 468 code for a protein of 155 amino acids.
AUGGCUCGUCACGGAAUCGUCGCCCUUCUGGCGGCUACUCUUCUUGGUGCCAGUGUCAACGCUGGUCCUUGCAAGCCCUACUCCUCGGUUGCUCUGUCCUCAACUGUCAUUGUUGAGCCGACGAUGACAGGAUCUUCGACAAUUACUGCCGACAUCACUGGAACCACCGAUGCGCUUGAAACAACUGUCACUGAAGCUACCACUGACGUUACAGAUACCACCGAUGCCCUGAAACGACCAUCACGGAGCCAGCAAUCGAAACUACUGACAACAUCUGUUGAUACUACAGAUGUCCCCGAUACCACCACCACCGAGGCCGUCGUUGACACAAGUGCUGUCACUAUCGAGACUACGACGACCGCUGCCGCUGAAUCUGGUUGUGUGCCCACUCAGAUCCUUGCGAACCCCAGCUUCGACGACAAUACCAAUGGUGCUCCAUGGGCGCGUGGACUAGACGUAUCCUUAUAA